This is a messenger RNA of Staurois parvus, 483 nucleotides long. The record is from the annotation of a GenBank genome assembly. Lineage: Eukaryota; Metazoa; Chordata; Amphibia; Anura; Ranidae.
GGUACACCAGUGCCAGUCCCUCAGAUCCUUAGUACACCAGUGCCAGUCCCUCAGACCCAAGGUACACCAGUGCCAGUCCCUCAGAUCCUUAGUACACCAGUGCCAGUCCCUCAGAUCCUUAGUACACCAGUGCCGGUCCUUCAGACCCAUGGUACACCAGUGCCAGUCCCUCAGACCCAAGGUACACCAGUGCCAGUCCCUCAGACCCCUGCAGGAUCAGUGCCAGCUCAGGCCCCUCCAGCACCACAGCAACCAUCUCAGGUCUCUGUGGUGCCAAUACAAAGUCACCAUGACCCCACAGCACCAGUCCCAGUUCUUCAGGCUCCUGCAACGUCAGGACCAGCUCCUCAGGAACCUGGGCAACAAGUUCCCGUUCCACAUUCCCCCACAGAACUAGUGCCAGUUCACUGGGGAUAUUGCAGUCUAGUGCCAGUCCCUCAGACCCCUACAGUGCCAGCUCAGGUCCCAGCAACACCACAGCAA